GUGUAAACAGUUUGGGAAACCACAUCAACCUCCUGGCACCCCGGGAUUUGCCUGAGACCACCCCAGCCAGGGCAGGUAAUUUCAUGUUCCCAAAAUGGGACAUAAGGUGGUCACGUUUGACAUUUCUGUGGUGAGAUCAUUGUGGGAAACGCGUGUCAAGAAACACAAGGCGUGGCAGAAGAAAGAGGCAGAAAGGCUGGAGAAAAGUGCCCUGGAAAAGAUAAAGGAGGAGUGGAACUUCGUGGCAGAAUGCAGGAAGAAAGGCAUACCCCAGUCUCAGUACUGCAAGAACGGCAUCAUAGACACCAGCAUGAGGCUCCUGGAGAAGAUGGAGAAGAACUCACUCACGAGACAGAGGACCUUUACCAAGGCCAGAGACAAACAGAGCAGUCCAUUUGUGUUUGAACUUUCGGGCGAGCACUGGAAAGAGCUCCCGGAUUUUUUGAAGGAGCAGACACACUUGGAAGAAUGGCAUAUACACAGCACCCUGAUUCAAGUCAUUCCUACCUACAUUGAGCUGUUUCAGGCCAUGAGAAUUCUGGAUCUACCAAAAAACCACAUCUUGCAUCUCCCAGCUGAAAUCGGUCGUUUGAAGAACCUGAAGGAACUCAAUGUGAGUUUCAACCAUCUGAAGAGCAUUCCCCCAGAACUGGGAGAUUGUGAAAAGCUGGAGAGACUGGAUUGUUCUGGGAACCUGGACUUGAUAGAGCUCCCCUUUGAAUUGAGUAACCUGAAGCAACUUACCUUUGUGGAUCUCUCUGACAACAAAUUCUCUAGUGUCCCGGUGUGCGUUCUGCGCAUGUCUAGUUUGCAGUGGUUGGAUAUUAGCAGCAACAGUCUGAGCGACCUGCCUCAAGAUAUAGACAGACUGGAGGAACUGCACAGCUUCUUGUUAUACAAGAACAAACUCACCUACCUUCCUCAUGCCUUGCUUAAUCUGAAGAAGCUUGCCUUGCUGGUGGUCAGCGGGGACCAUUUGGUGGAGUUCCCGACCGCCCUUUGCGAUUCCUCGACACCUUUAAAAUUCAUCAGUCUUAUGGAUAAUCCGAUUGAUAAAACCCAAUGCCAGGAUGGCAGUAAAAUUAUGGAAAGUGAACGGGAUCGCCAACACUUUGAUAAGGAAGUUAUGAGAGCCUAUAUUGAAGAUCUUAGGGAAAGAGAAUCUGUUCCUAGCUAUACUACCAAAGUCUCUUUUAGCCUUCAACUUUGA
This is a messenger RNA of Dipodomys ordii (Ord's kangaroo rat), 1210 nucleotides long. RefSeq names its product leucine rich repeat containing 2 (gene Lrrc2). The record is from RefSeq and is a predicted model, not a curated record. Gene Ontology annotation, molecular function: protein binding. The transcript has 9 exons. NCBI's taxonomy places the organism in Eukaryota, Metazoa, Chordata, Mammalia, Rodentia, Heteromyidae. The coding region runs from base 95 to 1210 and encodes 371 amino acids.